AGACUGCGGCUGAGUCCCUUCCUGGGACGUAGCGGUAAACUCGACUCUCCGACGUCUCCGGGGGUUAUGAUGCUACCGAGACCACAGUGGACGAGUGGACAAGCAGAAGCCCCCAGCCCCAGCGAAUUUCCUGGAGACAGAACCAAGAAAGCUUCCUCACGGGAAGACAGUUUCCCCGGGGUGAGGAGAGCGUGGGCCUGCAGCCCUCUCCGCGCUGGCCUCGCAACCCGGAAACAGAUGUGGGCGGCGGCGCUGCCGGGUUGCAGUUCCGGGUCAGGCCAGUUGCAGACUGCGCUGUGUUGCUGCCGCAGUGCCCCGCCUCUGCGCUCUGGACUUGGCGGUAGCUGCCCGGCAGCUCCUAGAGUCAAAUGGCUGAGGGAGAUCCAGGGACCGACCAGAGGCAGAAUGAGGAAAUUGAAGCCAUGGCAGCUAUAUAUGGCGAUGACUGGUGUGUCGUUGAUGAGUGUGCCAAAAUAUUUUGUAUUAGAGUUAAUGACACUGCAAAAAAUCCCAAAUGGACACUUUGCUUGCAGUGCUCCUUGGCUUAGAGGGCAAGAACGUAUGGAUUUAUCCAACAGCCUUGAGGAAAUAUAUAUACAAAACAUUGGUGAAAGUAUUCUUUACCUGUGGGUGGAGAAAGUAAGAGAUUUUCUGAUACAAAAGUCUCAGAUGGCAGAACCAGAACCAGAAACAACCAAGAAGGCUGAAGAGGAAGAGUAUGAAGAUGAAGAAGAUCUUGCUGUAGCAUGUGAUUCAGAAAGCCCAGUUAAAGAAUUGGAUGCUGAGACCAGUGAAAAUAAAACAGAAACAGAAGAAUUACCUCCAAUUGAUCAUGGCGUUCCUAUUACAGACAGACGAAGCACUUUUCAGGCGCACUUGGCUCCAGUAGUUUGUCUCCAGCAGGUGAAAAUGGUUCUUUCCAAAUUGUAUGAGAAUAAGAAAAUAGCUAAUGCCACCCACAACAUUUAUGCAUACAGAAUUUAUUGUGAGGAUAAACAGACCUUCUUACAGGACUGUGAAGAUGACGGGGAGACAGCAGCUGGUGGGCGUCUUCUCCACCUCAUGGAGAUUUUGAAUGUGAAGAAUGUCUUGGUGAUAGUAUCACGCUGGUAUGGAGGUAUUCUGAUAGGACCAGAUCGCUUUAAGCAUAUCAACAACUGUGCCAGAAACAUACUCCUGGAGAAGAACUAUAUAACUUUACCGGAGGAAUCAUCUAAGGCUGCGGGAAAGAGCAAAAAAGUGAAAAAAGACAAGAAGAGGAGCGAGCAUUAAUACCUGAAACUACAAAAGGCUAAUUUGCCAACAAUCCAUUCAAAUUGUAGUCAUCAAGGAGUAUAUUGUGCAGAGAACCCCGCUGACUGUUCAAGUCAGCCAACUCAUUGUGGCCACCAACAUUAUCUUUGCUUCUUUGGCUGUAUCAUCUGCCAAAAAUAGAGAGCUUUAGAUAUAUCCAUGUGUGCUUCAGGCUUAUUCGGAAGAAUUAAUUUGAACUUAAUCACCACUUCAUCUAAUUUUAGGAAGGUAACAGUUGCCUGGGGCAGGACCCGAAUUAACUGCCCAUUUCAGUUACAUGACGAGUACCUUUGUUAGGUAGGGAAGGAAUUUCUUUAGAGGCAUUUAAAUAGAUGAUUUCUUGUCAUUGGAAUUUUCAUUCUGUUCAAUGAAUAUUGCCUUUCACUGCUCUUCAUCCCUUAUAGGAGCUCACUAAAGAUUGAUCUUGGAGAGUUUCUACUUGUGAUUUUAGUUCAUAAGUAUGUCACCUUUCAUUCUUUAGUGUCCAUCAUCGAGUAAUGAAUUAGUGAAAAUCCAGUAGUAUCCAUCUGCAGAUAUAUGCUGAGGUGGUAAUUCUCCUAACGUAUUUGUUAGCAUAAAUGUUAUGCCUCAAUUUCUGUAGCAAAUCGGUGAUUGUGAAAUUUUAAAAAAGUAAUAUUCUAGUCUCUACUUGCUUUGGCUUAAUUCUUGUGAAGUAAUAAAUAUGGAGUGUCAGUAGGCUCCUCCCACCCCAGAAAUGUGUUAGUGUAACAUUCUGAUUUAAUAACGUGUAAGUACCUUUCUUGUGCUCUUCAUUGAGAAAUUGAAACCAUCCUAGAAGCUGUGCCAUGGUUGAUGGGACAUUUAUGGAACGGGAUACAGGGUGGCAGAAUAAUACUGAUAUAGAGCAAAGGUAUGUUGUACAGUUAAAUAAAUCUGAUGCACACUGCCACUUCCACUUGAGACAGCUUUUGUCAGUUCCAUGAUUUUGUGGAGAGAAGGAACAAACCUUUUAAUUGAAACCACAAAGAAAAUCCCUCUUUUUUUCUAAUUUGAUUAAAUCUCUUUUUAUAAAUAUUUUGUUUCUUUCAUCUGCAGUUUGUUCAGUUUAGCUCUAGGCAUUUCGAUAAUAAAUUUACCUUUGAGAUAUUAUAAUAAGUAAUUUACUGUUUCCUUUGAGAUAUGAUUGUAAAGAGUUGUUAAAGUAUGAAUCGAUCACACAUUUGCCUGAGAUUCCCUUUCCCAAAGGAGGGACCAGAAAUUAGGAGGCAUCUUUGGGAUGGCGCUAGAGCAUGCAAGGCAUCAGAGAAAAUGGGUAGACAGAUUUUAUUUUUUCCCUUUUCUCUGAGAUUUUACCUUUAAAAGAUUCAACAUCCCUACUUAGUAUUUUUAAUAAAAAAUAAUAUAUAACCUUAUAUCAGCAUGGAUUCUGAGAAUUAUAUUUGUUAUAAGUGUAUUUUAAUGUUGUCAGUUAUCAAGAGUCAUCAGAGGAUGACCCAUAGUACCUCAGGGUCCAUGGAGUUAAGUAUGUCCUAUGUACUAACUGUUGAAGUAAUUAAAGAAGUUAAGACUAUUAAUUAACGUUAACACAGUUUUCCAAUUUUGGCAUGUGAGACCUGUGAAAGGAGAUAUAAAACAACAAGAAUUUGGUGCUGCAGAAAAAGAAAUGUGAGUUAAUUUUUCUGCAGUAUCAAAUUAGAAUUUCUUUCAUGCCAUUUUAUCUAAUGUUUAUUCAGGUCUUUACAGAAAGCACCCUUUAUAUUCUAAUUUCCCCUUAUUUUUAGAAAGUCUUAAUUCCGUGUGUUUCUACAGAAUUAUUAACCAUAUUUUACUGACUAAAAACCUAAUCUCCUUUGCCGAAAGUCAGCUAGCUAGUAAGGAGAGAUUCAGAGUUCUCCAAGUCUUUAAUCCUGAGUUAUUUCAUACUCUACCAUUAUGGACACCCUAAUGAUAGGAGUUUUUUUUUUUUUUUUUCUCUAUUUAAAAUUUCUCUUGAUUAGAGAAUUUUCAAAUUCUCCAAAUAAUUUUUUAUAGCCAGAUCUAUGCUGUGGCAUAUUUUACAGUAUAUUCUAUUAAUUGAAAAUAUUAUCCACAUGCCAGCAUAAGAACAAGUAGCAUCUACUUUUUAAAUGAGAGUAGGAGUAGCUCCAUCAAAAGUGUGCUUUGGAGAGGUAUAAGUCAUGAAACAGAACCUAUAUGAAGUGAAUUAUAUCAAAGUAAUCUUAGUCAAGAAAUAGCAUGAAGCAGGUAUUGUUUGGAGGACAAGUGAAAUUUAUUGCGAGAAUUGCACAAAUCACCUGUAAUCUCACUAUCCAGAGAUAGCCAUUGUUAACAUUUGGUAUGUACAUUAUUCUAUUUUUCUUCUAUGCAUGAUUUUGUAUAUAUGAAUAUUUUUCUUUCCACAAAUAGAUGGUAUUAAACUGUAUAUAUUGUUCUUUGUUCUGUAAAUUUCAUAUAGAAGUAAUAUUGUUAACAUUUUCUCAUAUCAAUAAAUAUUCUAUGGCAUAAUUUUUUUAUUGUGGUGAUUAUACAAAUACGUAUAACAUAAAACUUGCCCUUUUAACCAUUACUAAGUGUAUGUACAGUUCGGUGGCAUUAAGUACAUGCAUAAUGUUGUGCAGCCAUCACCAUUCUCUAUUUCCAAAACUUUUUCACUACCCCAAACAGAAGCUCUGUGCCCAUGCACACAGCAACUGCCUGUUCCCCUGUCCCUCAGCCCCUGGUAACCUCUCAUCUACUUUCUAUGUGUAUUUGCCUGCUCUGGUUACCUCACGUAAGUGGAAUCAUACAAUAUUUGUCCCUUCAUGCCUGGCUUAUUUCACUUAGCAUGUUACCAAGUUUCAUCCAUGUUGUAGUAUA
Messenger RNA from Loxodonta africana (African savanna elephant), 4110 nucleotides. It is a transcript of the gene IMPACT, whose product is annotated as impact RWD domain protein. Gene Ontology annotation, cellular component: cytoplasm. Gene Ontology annotation, biological process: regulation of translational initiation; GCN2-mediated signaling. The record is from RefSeq and is a predicted model, not a curated record. Gene Ontology annotation, molecular function: protein binding. The transcript has 10 exons. The coding region runs from base 67 to 1272 and encodes 401 amino acids. NCBI's taxonomy places the organism in Eukaryota, Metazoa, Chordata, Mammalia, Proboscidea, Elephantidae.